Mobula hypostoma (lesser devil ray) is the source of this 943-nucleotide messenger RNA. Its product is annotated as ferritin heavy chain, oocyte isoform. Gene Ontology annotation, biological process: intracellular iron ion homeostasis; iron ion transport. Gene Ontology annotation, molecular function: ferric iron binding; ferrous iron binding. Gene Ontology annotation, cellular component: cytoplasm. The record is from RefSeq and is a predicted model, not a curated record. The transcript is spliced from 4 exons. NCBI's taxonomy places the organism in Eukaryota, Metazoa, Chordata, Chondrichthyes, Myliobatiformes, Myliobatidae. The coding region runs from base 180 to 713 and encodes 177 amino acids.
CCUGUCCCGCAGAGAAGGUCAGUCAGUGAAGGGGAAGCCGAGGGAGCGAGUGUUCCUGCUUCAACAGUGAUUGAACGGAACCUUCAUUCCCAGCCGCUUUUUCCACGGACACCAUCUUCGCAUAUUCUGCUAUACCCUAAGCUUUUUUUUCCCCCCUCUCCCCUUCUUCGCUAAUCGAAAUGAGCUCCCAGGUACGACAGAAUUAUCACCCUGACUGCGAGGCCGCCGUUAGUCGGCAGAUCAACCUGGAGCUGUACGCGUCCUACGUCUACCUCUCCAUGUCCUAUUACUUUGACCGUGAUGACAUUGCAUUGAAGAACUUCGCCAGUUUUUUUCUGGAGCAGUCUCAUGAGGAGCGUGAGCAUGCUGAAAAGUUGAUGAAGCUACAGAAUCAGCGAGGAGGCCGCACUUUACUCCAGGACAUCAAGAAACCAGAUCGUGAUGAAUGGGGAAGUGGCUUGGAUGCAAUGGUAUGCUCUUUGGAAUUGGAGAAGAGUGUGAAUCAGUCACUUUUGGAGUUGCAUAAACUGGCUACAGAUAGGAAUGACCCACAUCUUUGUGACUUUUUGGAGACCCACUACUUGGAUGAACAAGUUAAGUCCAUCAAGCUACUAGGAGACCAUGUAACCAACUUGCGACGAUUGGGUGCCCCUGAAAAUGGCAUGGCUGAAUACUUGUUCGAUAAGCACACCUUGGGUAAAGACAGCAGCUGAAUGCCUGAAUUGUUUCCAGUCCCUUGAUGCUCAUAGCACUGUCUGUAAACCUCAGUGCAUGUAUAAGCUUAUUUGUAGUCUGUCUAGUUUUCACACUAUUUAAUUAUGUAAUUGAUUAUAUCACCAUAAACUGAAGUGGAUUCUAUUAAGCUGUCUCCUGAUGGAUUUAUUGAAGUGUACUCGUUUUAAAAAAAAGUUUUGACUGACCAGAAUAAAGCAACUCAAAAGUG